This is a messenger RNA of Darwinula stevensoni, 1934 nucleotides long. Lineage: Eukaryota; Metazoa; Arthropoda; Ostracoda; Podocopida; Darwinulidae. The record is from the annotation of a GenBank genome assembly.
AGUACUUUCGAGUACCGACGAACCAUCUUUGGGGAAUACAUAGAUUCCACCUGUCGGGCGUGCGGUAGAGCAUCAGAGACUCUUUCCCACCUGUUGUCCAGCUGUAAGCAUUAUGCGACAAGUCUUUACAUCAGUCGUCACAACAACGCUCUGCGCGUGCUUUAUUACCAUCUGAGGCACGCUUAUGGGAUCGACAAAGGUCCUACGAUCCCAUGGGUUCCUGCAGAAGUGGAGUCAGUGGUAGAGCGUCCAAAUGUUAAGAUCUAUUGGAAUUAUGCUCAUUCCACGACCAGACAACUCACUGCUACGAAGCCGGACAUCACUCUAUUUGAUGUGGUUGCCAAGGAGAUCUUUGUGAUCGAAUUCUCCAUCCCAUCAGAGAGGAAUAUCUCCCGCAAGGAGGAGGAAAAGAGAUCGAAAUACCAAGAUCUAUUGUUCGAACUUCGAGGUCAACAUCCCGGCUACCGUGUGCACCUUGUCGUCCUGAUUGUGGGAUGCCUUGGCAGCAUGAAGGACACGCUGAUGGCAGAGCUGGAGAAAAUACCAGUCUGCAGAUCUAAAGCUUACUCUUUGGCCUACUGCAUGCAGAAGGCCGUCCUUUUGGCCUCCAUGCAGCUCCUCCGCACCCAUGGACUGAGUUCCUCUGCUGAGCCACGGAAUGAUGAGAGUCACAGCUGCGAGUAUGGUUCAACUAAGUAUUUUGCCUUGUGUGGAUUUGGAGGAAUUCUAAGCUGUGGAUCCACACACACAGCACUGGUUCCACUUGACUUGGUGAAAUGUCGAAUUCAGGUGAAUCCUGACAAAUUCAAGAACAUCACCACUGGCUUCAGGAUAACAUAUCGGGAGGAUGGAUUCAAAGGUCUUGGACGUGGCUGGGCACCCACUUUCUUUGGAUAUUCCCUUCAAGGCCUUGGAAAAUUUGGCUUAUAUGAAGUCUUCAAGGUUCUCUAUGGGAAUAUACUUGGCGAGGAGAAUUCAUUUUUGUGGCGAACAAGCUUGUAUCUGGCUGCAUCAGCAUCUGCAGAAUUUUUUGCUGAUAUUGCUCUGGCCCCCAUGGAAGCUUGCAAGGUGAAAAUGCCAUUGUUCUCUCAUUUUGCAUGCUUUGAGAGGACAGUGGAAGCCCUAUAUAAGUAUGUUGUACCCAAGAAACGAAAUGAAUGCUCAAAGGGCGAGCAGCUUAUUGUCACGUUUGCAGCUGGUUACAUUGCUGGUAUAUUCUGUGCAAUUGUUUCCCAUCCUGCUGAUACCAUCGUGUCAAAACUGAACCAGGAUAAGGGAUCUACAGCUGUUGAUGUUGCCAAGAAGCUUGGCAUGAGAGGUCUGUGGAAGGGUCUCUUCCCAAGGAUCAUCAUGAUUGGUACACUGACUGCUGCUCAGUGGUUCAUCUAUGAUGGAGUCAAAGUAUGGCUUCGACUACCACGCCCUCCCCCACCAGAAAUGCCAGAGUCCCUGAAGAAGAAACUUGCCAUCAAGCAACAAUAGAUAUAUAACCCAUUAGAUCCAAGUUCUUUAUUGAUAUUGUUUUAAUUUUUCUGUGUAUUGUAUGCUAUUAUCAUUUGUGAAACCCAGAUCUGGAGAUGCAAUGGUAUUGGAAUUUCAUCACUACCCCAAAUUCUGAGUUCAUGAAACCUGGUGUUUUGUCACCUCCAUGACAAAGGCUUAAUGAAAAGGGUGAAUUGGAUCAGGCACUCAGCUUUCUAUUUUUAAAGUCAGAAAAAAAUUUAAACAUAUACUUGAGAUUAUUACACUCAAGGCCAUGUUUUAAAAUUAAAGGUAAACCUUACCCAUGAAUGUACUGGUUACCUAAUGUUGCAGAGCAUCCAUGGCCAUUUCCUGAUAUAAUGAUCUUAAUACCUGAUUUUAAUCAGUAAAAUACCCCUGCAUCUCUAUCAAGUUGCAAAGUAGAUGGCAGCCAAGUAAAAUGAUUGAAAGUG